Messenger RNA from Mercenaria mercenaria, 2639 nucleotides. RefSeq names its product melanocortin receptor 4-like. Gene Ontology annotation, cellular component: membrane. The transcript is spliced from 2 exons. The record is from RefSeq and is a predicted model, not a curated record. Bases 347 to 1786 code for a protein of 479 amino acids. Gene Ontology annotation, molecular function: G protein-coupled receptor activity. Lineage: Eukaryota; Metazoa; Mollusca; Bivalvia; Venerida; Veneridae. Gene Ontology annotation, biological process: G protein-coupled receptor signaling pathway.
AUGUAUCUAUUUGUGAUCAGGGCAGCAUGUAUUUUUAUUGUACUAUAUAUAUCUGUGCAAUAUAUUAAAUAAGAAAUAGACAUAUAUUAAAUGGACCUAUGUUUUCACCAAGCAAACUAUGAGAAAUAGAAGAAAGAAAUCACCUAAAAAAUGAGUGAAAAUUUAGAAUUAUUAUUACUUCUAUUCAAGUGAUGUUAAAGGUGUUUUUGUUUAAAGAACACAACAGAUCUAUAAAAAAAAAACAUGGAAUAUAAUGACAUAAAGGUGAGAGAUUGCAAUUUCUGGAAACCUUUAAGAAAAUACUGAAGCUCUGUGAAAACUAUGUACAUGGCUGCCUAAUGUCAACAUGGAAUCAAACACUACUGAUGUAUAUGUGCUUACAUCACAACAUGGGAUGUACGCCAAGAUGAGCAUGGCUGAUAAAGCUAUCGAAAUUUUCACAAAACCAAUCGAAGUUACUUCUCUAAUUAUCUGUAUACUUGGUCUCAUUGCGAACUGUCUGUCAAUAAUGGCAACAGCACACAUUCCACACGGACAGUCUACACACUCGAAACUCAUCAUCAGUCUCGGAAUUUCCGAUAGCCUAAUUCUAGUCGCCAUUCUUUCACAUAACUUAAUGUAUAUAUUUUCAUCAUGGGAUGAUUGUACAAAAAUGACAAAACGUCUGAUGCUUGACAUUGCUCUUCUGGCAACACUUAUCAAUUUGUUAGUGAUGGCAAUUGACCAUUAUUUAGCAAUCAUGAAGCCGCUUCAUUAUCGACGCUUUAUGUCAAACUUCCGUGGAAACUGUCUCAUUGUAUUCAUUUGGCUAUUCAGUGUGACUACAGGCCUGAUCGAACUGAUUGUCGGAUUUACAACAUCUCAUAAAGAUCAACCUCUCUGCAUGAUGGUUUCAGCAGACGAGUUUGACAUGGAGCUAAUCAUUAUAGGCCUGAUAUUUUUCGUGCUUCUUGCAAUUGUGGUAAUCUAUAUGAGAAUUUACAUUCUUGUUAAAACACUCAUGAAACGUGACAGAAUGAUGCACCAAGACGAAAUGCAUAGCUACAAAGCAAUUGUUACAACAAUGUUGAUUAUAGGGACGUUCACGUUAUUCUGGGCUCCCGCAGGAAUCUUUCAAAUCUACAUGUAUAUGAAAAUCAAAACGGAUAUGUUUUUUGUAAUGAUGCAUAUUGAUAAAUUCACACUUGCGAACGACGUACUGUUUCUGAUUCUACAAGUGAACUCCUUGGCAGACCCGUUAAUUUAUGCGAUUCGUCUCUGCGAAGUUCAACGUGGAUACAAAGUUGUUUUUUACAAGUUGUGUCCAAACUACCGAUCUUCCAGAAAUGAGGAAGAAUUCCGACACCAUCACUUGUCAUUUACAUCAUAUCGCAGAGAUACAGACCCCACAAUUAUGAAUGACACCGUUAGCAGUCCUGACAGCUUUCAUGACAAAGUGUUUGGAAAAGAAUUUGAAGGAAAAUCAGAUGAAGCUGCAUUCAUAUUAGAAAGACGUAAUGAUACAAACAAAAGCUGCGGAAACAGAAAUGGAAAUUAUAACAAUACUAAUACCGACAAUGUUAAAGCCAGUGAUAAAAAUACUAGUCAAGUAAACAACAUAAACAGUGAUGAUGUUCGAAAGAAUGAAAAAGAAACUGUAAACAAUAAUGUUGCUAAUACAGAGGAAACAGACACUGCUUUUGCUUACGUACACAACACAAUGGACAGUAUUAUUGAAGAUUUGCCGGAAAUGAAUGAAACGGAUCCUCUGAAUCCGAAGCAUGACAAAACUGGACAGAAUUUAUAGACUAUUUUUCAGAACACCAGGGUAUCAGUCCCUUGUAUUCUUGUUUCUUACCUACCUAGUGGGAAAAGACAACGUUAUUUGGGUAGGAGAUCAACUUAUUUUUUCUCUAUGGAAAAGAUGAGCUACACAUGGGCAUAGUGCUGUCAUAAUUUGAUGUCAUACACUUGAGCAAUUUUUAAUUUACAAUAUCUUUGAAAAUGUUGCAGUUAUAUUAAAAGUAGGCAAGAAAAAUUAUCUAACAUGUCUGCCUGAGUAAGGCAGGUGUUUCCCCUACCCUCAGGACAGCAUGCAUAAAUAAACUUGCCAGCCCUCGGUUUUCCAUCCCACACCGAUCCUCUGGUUUGGGAAACCCUGUCAUAGGCAGUCAUAUAAAAUCUUUAUAAUCUUUUUUUUAAACUUUUUUACUGCAAGAACAUAUUCCAAGAAUUUGGAAAUACUAUAAAAUUGUUUAAUUUCACAGGCAAAAAAUAUGUGGUUUUGAUUAAAACGACUAUUUUGCGGGGCUAUAUGAAUUCAUGAAUUUCAAACUUUGAAGAUAAACAUAAUGGCCAUUUUGCUUGUUCAUUAGGAUUAUAUUUUGUGGACUGAAUCAACCCAGAGAUCCAUAAAAAUUAGUCCACUGAGAAAAUUUAUUAUUUAAUAGUAACUGAUAUCACUUGAUCAUUUUGUAAAGUUCAUGGCUUUUUUCUAUGGAUAUUGAAAAUAACUUAAAUAAUAUUCUAAAAGACCGGUUUCUAAAACGCUAAUAUUGUUUUCUUGAAUAGUUUUGUUACUAUGGUACAAAGUACAAAGAGGGGCAAUUUGACUUUUUUUGUGGCCAUUGACACUGCGAAAAAAGAGUUAAUAUACGGGA